GUCCCCGAAAGUAUCGGCAGACUGUUCCCAGCCCCUUCCUCGCCUCCAUUUCUCUCCACCAUCUCAAUUACGAAUCCGGGCACAACCCGUUUUUCGCAUCCCUCUGUUCUCGAAUGCACAAUCGCUCCUAUUCUACCACCAGGGCCCCCAGCAUAUCUUAUUGUUGCCCCAGGUGCUUGUUAUUGUGAAUUGGCGAAGUGCGCGAUUUGUUCUUUGCGUUGCUACCAGUCACCGAGUUCCUGGCAACCACUUCGUGGCGGAACUCGAGAACCAUCCGAUCUCGUUCAACUCUCUCGAACACAGAACAACUCGCUUCAAACUCCACCAUUCUGGAACAGACUUCCUGAUCGCGAUUGUUUAUCGCGCGCGCCAUACCUCCCAGCUUCACCCGCCUAAUUGAGCAUUGCCAGAGCCAGGAGAAAAAAGGGAUCACGCGUUUAAAAUGGCCGGCACCAUGGAACCACUCGUUCCAUCAACACCUUCCCCGGGACCGACCUCGAAAAUUCGAACACCCACAGCGCCUCAACACGGCUACUCGGAUUCCUACGAACCCUACUCGCCCCGCAAAUCUAGUCGCAUCGCGCAGCGGGCCACAAACAGAACACCCUCUCCCCAACCUCCGCGACAUCGCGCAUCCCAUCAAACCGAAAACUCAACGGCUUCGCCCAAGUCAACCAAGAAGCGUUUUAUUUCCACCAUGGCGACACCCGCAAUUUCACCCCAAAAGAAGCGCAUGCCUCCGAUUGAUUCGGCUCGCAGGGCCUCGGGCACUCUCACCGCCGAAGGGACUGCGCACGCUGCAGUCGCUCUGGGAUUGUCGCCCGCGCCCACGCCCGCCCGCAAGCCAGAGUCGGUUUCAACUCGCAGAGGCGCAGCGGCUAGCUCUGGGAUGCUCAUGACACCGGCCAAGACCCCUCAGAAGCCGCCCAAUGAGAAGGUCAAGGCCAAAGUCAAGUCGGUCGCACGCAAUCUCUUCCACAGCGACGAGGAGGAAGCCAUGCCGAGCCCGCGGAAAACCCGCACACAGACCGACAACCCCGGCAGCUUCUAUAGCGGCGAUGCUGCGGAGACGUCGUUCCGGAUCUUCACCGAUUCCCACGAGCGCAUCCCCGAGGUCGACCACAGCGCCGACAACCCCUUCUACGUCGGCCCGAACCCCGCAACUCCCGAAGCACCGAGGCGCCGAAGCAAGCGCAACACCGUUUCUAUCCCCGGCGAGGGCAAGGUGCCGAUCGAUGAGGCUAUUCGCCGCGAUGACGGCAUGCUGAUUGUUUUCCGAGGCAAGAAGCAGUUCCGCAAAUUUACGGAAAUGGACGAGCCGAGCAUCCGCGACGGCCUGGACGAGGGCGAGGGUGGUCUGGAGAGCGCAGUCGAGUCCCCGACGAAGCAGCACUUUACCCGUUCCUCGAUCAAGCCCCGCCUGCUAUUCCCCACAGCCGACUCGGACGAGCCAAAGGAGUUCGACGAGGACGAGGAAGCGGCAACCGAUAUCGAAGACCACGUGUUGGCUGGUCUGGAGGCGGACAAGCCAGAGACCCCAGCAGAUCUGGUCGACGAGACACCCGGCACCCCGGCAGCCCCGCGGUACGCGCCCGCAUCUCCCCCGACAACGGUGCGCACCACGCGGUUUGGGAAGAGAAAUGCAGAGCCCACGCCGAAGCCAAAGCAGCCGAGCAAGCGCAGCCCGUUCGACAGCUGGCGCCGGGUGAAGGGCGGCUCUCAGAGCGCCGGCCACAAGCGGUCGGGCGACGACCUCACUGCGGACGCCCCUAAGCGCACCAGGGCCUAAUUAUGUUGUGUUGGAUUUCUGCCCGUACCGACGGGUGGCAUUAUGGAAGGUUGCGGCGGGCGGCGGGCUUUGACUCGGAGCGGGGAUGACUUCAUGGAUCAUUUUUUAUUUCUUCGGCGCGAUUUUUGGGCUGCAUUGAUUUUUACGGUGAACGGGGGUCUUGGUGGGGAAGAGGUUCGUGGACGCUGCUCAACUCGAUUCAGUUUUCGUUUUGCUCUCUUCAUGGUCAUCACUCUCAGUGGUCGAAAUUGAUCGGAAGCCAGAGGCAACGCGCUUGGACAGAAGAGUGUCUUCUUCAUGACCCUCCGGGAUGGAUUACGACUCGUCUGUUAAGAAUUAGGGAGAAUGCCUAGGUCGGAAGGGUUAGAUGGCCAGGUCGUUCAUGUUUGUAUUUAUCUCGGCACACUUGCCGCACCUAUAGUGCAGCCGUGGCAUCAAGUAAUACAUCAACAAUGAGGUAACAACCUUGG
Molecule: messenger RNA, 2259 nt
Organism: Chaetomium fimeti
Lineage: Eukaryota; Fungi; Ascomycota; Sordariomycetes; Sordariales; Chaetomiaceae
Exons: 2
Coding region: 443-1789 (448 amino acids)
Source: RefSeq, a predicted model, not a curated record